Messenger RNA from Otolemur garnettii (small-eared galago), 1222 nucleotides. It is a transcript of the gene TM4SF18, whose product is annotated as transmembrane 4 L six family member 18. The record is from RefSeq and is a predicted model, not a curated record. The transcript has 6 exons. Lineage: Eukaryota; Metazoa; Chordata; Mammalia; Primates; Galagidae. The coding region runs from base 174 to 779 and encodes 201 amino acids. Gene Ontology annotation, cellular component: membrane.
CACAGGAUGAAGACCAGCUCAGCUCUUCAGCGCUGGUCAUUGUCUAUUGUUCUCCAAACAGUAAACCACUAUUUCACACCGAGACUGUCCUGCAGUGAUAGUCCAGGUCCCCGGCUCCUCAUGAAUAUGAAGUGAAGGGCUCUGACCCAGAAAGUGGUUCUAAGCGGGGCAAAAUGGGGUUUCGGAAGUGUGGCGGCUGCCUCAGUUGUCUGCUGAUUCCGCUUGCGCUCUGGAGCAUGAUUGUGAACGUAUUACUGUAUUUCCCCAAUGGGCAGACUUCCUAUGCGGCCAGCAAUAAACUCACCAACUACGUGUGGUAUUUUGAAGGAAUCUGUUUCUCAGGUGUCCUGAUGCUCAUAGUUGCAGGAGUUCUUCUUCUACUGGAGAAUGAUAACAACUACAAAUGCUGCCAGGGUGACAACUGCAGCAAAAAGUACAAGACACUGCUGUCGAUCAUCUUUUCUGCCCUUGGAAUUGCUUUUUCUGGAUACUGCCUGGUCAUAUCUGCUUUGGGUCUUGUCCAGGGACCAUACUGCCAUACCCUCAAUGGCUGGGAAUACGCCUUUGAAGGCACUGCAGGACGUUUCCUUGCAGAUUCCAGCAUGUGGAAUCAGUGCCUGGAGCCUGCCCAUGUCGUGGAGUGGAACAUCAUUUUAUUCUCCAUUCUCAUAUCCCUCAGCGGGCUUCAAGUGAUCAUCUGCCUCAUCAGAGUCGCCAUCCAGUUAUCCAGGAUACUGUGCGGAAGCUACUCACUCAUCAUCCAGCCUGGAAUCAUUUGAAAAAGGACAAAGAUAUUUUUAAUUAUCAAGAUAUGGCCAUCUACCUAGUCUUAUGUCAAUUACAUAGGCUUGAGGGCAAUAUUCAAAUGAUGGCAUUUUCUCCAUGUGGAUGAUUGGGCCCAUUGGUGAAAUUUGCAAUCAUCACUGGAAGUGUAGAUUAUGCCACCCUCCUAUUUAGAAUUUUUUUCCUGAGCAAUAUGUAUCAGGAACUUCAGAAAUGCUUGUUUCUUUAAUCAAACAAAUUUGUUUCCUAGAACAUAUGCUAUGGAAGUAAAUAAGAAUAUGAGAUAAAACUUUAUGCAAAUAUGUGCAUUGCAACAUUGUUUAAUAUUCUGGAAAAUUAUAAAUACCCCAAAAGCCCAGCUUUAGAGGAAGGAUUAAAUAAAGAGUGGUAUAAAAUGCUUUCUGAUGUAAAAAAAAAUAAAACAAAAGAAAAAAUAAAG